This is a messenger RNA of Prunus avium (sweet cherry), 436 nucleotides long. The record is from RefSeq and is a predicted model, not a curated record. Lineage: Eukaryota; Viridiplantae; Streptophyta; Magnoliopsida; Rosales; Rosaceae.
UGCACCGCACGCUAUUCGUCCCUCCAAAUCCGAAACUUCGAAACCCACACACACAACUCAAAACAGCAAGCGCUUGCUUUGCUCCUUCGUUUCCUCCUCUCUCACUAGGGGCUAGGGUUAGGGUUAGGGUUUUGCGUGCUUGCUUGGGGUUCAAACCCUAGCUGCAGCAAUGGCCAGGUACAGAAGCCGAAGCAGAAGCUACAGCCCUCGUCGACGCAGCCGGACUCCGCCACGUGGACGCAAGCGAUACGACGACGACCCUCGUGAUCGCUACCGUGAAAGCAGGUCUUACAGAGACCGUCGCUCACCCGCUCCUUCUGGCCUGCUCGUUCGAAAUCUUCCUCUCGAUGCCAGGCCUGAAGAUCUUAGGAUCCCAUUUGAGCGAUAUGGCCCAGUGAAGGAUGUGUAUCUUCCUAAGAAUUACUACACUGGGUAG